AUGAGCCAAGAGACACAUUUAGCUGUAAAAAAUCUGAAAUACCUGCCUCAAAACUGCCAAUCCAGCAGCAGAACACUGGUGGCUUCCCUCCUCAGCCCUCCCCAACAGGUCCAACACACAACCAAAACUCAACUCCAGCAAAUGAUGCAAGGGGCCCAAUUAAGGGUGCCCACUCAGCCCAGACCUGCCACAUGCCCAGGAUUAUCAAUGAGAAGUGGGCCACUUCCUCAUCCAUCAGCAGUCCGACAGAGCCCAGUGCCCAGCAGAGUGGCCUCCAGUCCUGUCUCCUCAGAGCCAGUGUACAGAGGUCAGCCCAUGGUACCAGGUGCUGGUCAGUACAAUGUCCAGGAUCUCCGUAAAGAGAUGCCUGAUAAUGGUGGACGCCAUUCUGUAUCUCCCUAUCACAUGCCACCAGGCAGGAUGGAGAGAGAACCCCCAGACAGCAGAGACAGGGGAGGGGACCUCCCCCAGGAUCUCUCUAAAGCUCCCUCUGGCUACAGGGGAAACCCCCGUGAUUUUGGUAGCCAGCCCCAGUAUGAGUAUAGGAGACCUGCUGAGGACCCCUUGCCCAGAUCCUCAGGACCAACACCUGUCCACUCUCAGAAACUCACUGGAUAUUUUCAUAGUGAGGCAAUGCCAUUGACUAAUAGACCUCCAUCUCCACAGCCAUAUCUUCAUGAGAGACAAGCUGUGUCUCCAGCCAUCAACCGACACAUCCCACCAAGCACUUCUCCUUUUACAGGGAUGCCCCAAAAUAUGGAACCACAUGCUCGUGGACAGCCCCGCAAGGUCAUUCCCUCACCCCCUCCACUGAUAAAUAACAAAGGACCAUCACCAAAAUUGAAUACAAAAUCUCCCCCAUCAACUGGUCGUCCUUCUAUGUUGGUUCCUGAUUCUGUCAUGCAUUCAGGCUCUAGAUCAAUAACACAAGGUACACCUGUAAGAAUAGUUGCUCUGAGCAUUAAUCAGUUUGCUAAUAUGGCACAGCGACAAGAGGCGAUCCACAGGCAGCAGAAUCUACAAGGCCAGCCAAGGAUGCCCAGUGGAUCAAUAACCAGUGGGACUCCUGUAAAUAGAGAGAUUGGGAUUCGAGGUGCCCCUGGAAGCAUGGAGGGACCUAGGAUGCUGAUGGAGUGGGAGCAGCAGCAAAGAAUAAUGAUGGAACAGCAGAUGAAAAGGCCUCCACAGCAAUAUCCAAAGCCAGGGAUGCCUUUUCAUUAUAAGCCCGAGAACAGCACUAGACAAACUAUAAGAUGUGAUUUUGAAACUCGGCAGAUGGGUGGACCUCCUAGAAAACAGGAGAGUCAGCCCUCACCGAAAGGCAAAGAGUCAAAGCCAGGCCAACGAUCUUUAAUGCCAGGAUACACACAGACAAGUCAAGGAUUAAUCUAUCUUCAACCUGGUCAGAUGCCUAUGUCACCAUAUCCAUCCCAUAAUGCACCACCACAUGAGGAGAAACCUAGUGGUUGGCCCAAACAAGAAAUGCCUGGUCCAAGCCAAGUUCCACAUAAACAACCAAGUAUAACCCAUGGCACAGUCCGGCUUAGUGUUAUCAGUGCCAAUGAGAGACCAGACUACCCAGGGGAGGGCAUGAGGGGAACACAAAGUGCACAUUCACCGAGAUAUGAUCAAAUGUUACGUCAGCAGCAACAACAACCAAGGUCCAGCAUACCGGCUACCACUUUAGCAGCUCAGCACCAGGAGUACAACAGAAGACAAAUGCAGGAGAGACAGGAGCAACAAGAGAGGGAGAAUGCUAACAAAAACAAGGCAUUUAAUCUGGAGGAGCAGAUUAGGCGGGAAAUAAUGGGAUCCCCAAAACAAGAAGACAGAGGUUUUAAAAGUGACACAGAGUCCAACAAAAGUUUCUCAAACAGAUCCUCUCCAGGAUUCAGGAAUGCUACCAGUAAGAUCCAUACUCCAGCGGAGUUCUUUAAAGCUUUUGCACAGGAUACAAGUGGAACAAAUCGCUCUGGAAGUGAGAGACAAGCUUCUUUAUCUGACGCAAACUUAAUUGAUGCUAUUAUCAUCCACCAGAUUAACAAUUCAACUGAGGAAACCGCCAUCACCAAACCUGAGGCAUCCUCUGUGGUAUCAUCCAUGCCCCGCCCGCAUGGCAAGAAACGCUGGGUGCACAAGUCCCAGCAGAGACCAGUAAAGUCCUCUCCAAUGUCAAGCACUCCACAAAGUGGAUCAGUACAAGUGUCUGACAGUGAGAACAGUCCAACCACAUCCAGUAUGGAGGCUAGGACCCCGAAAUCCGAGGAUCCGGGCGGGGAGCAGAAAAGUAGCAUGACCCUGGAGGAGCACAUGACCUCUAUCAUAACAAUGAUGGAUUACGGCAAUACCAAGCCUUCUGCCAAAGCCAAUGUUCUGAGUCAGAUUAACGGGAGUCCAGGGGAUUCUCAUCCAAGCAGUGUUGAUAUAAAUAAAGUGGAAGAGUUGAAGAAGUUUCUGAGGAAGGAGAAGACAACUAUUAUCCACGCCAGAGGAAUACUUGUUGGAUGUGCUGAGGCUGGAAAAACAACGCUACUGAAAAGAUUAAGAGGGCAACGUCAAAUUGUAAAUGAAAUUACAGAGUCCACAAGGGGACUGGAAGUCCAUCAACAUCUCUUCUUUGUUAGAGAUGGAACUCUGGAAGUGGCUGAUGAUAACUCUCCAUUAAAAACAUUUAUCAGGAUAAACGCUGCAGAUUUAAAACCAGACCCAAGCAGUGCAGUUGACAGCUCCAAUACACCUGGACAAGGGGACUACCUGGAUGUGAAAAAUUCUGAUAAAGACACUGAAGUUAUUCAUAGCACAGAAGAAAAGAAGGAAGAGAAAGUAGAGUUGUCUAGCCCACCAACUAAGCGCAGGAAAGAAGAUAUUUCAGUAGAGGUAAUGGCCAGUGUUCUCUCUUCAGAAGCUCCAGCUAUGGUGAAAGAGGAAUUUUUUCAAAAAAUCUUGUCUGAUAAAGAAAAAUUACCGACUGUUAGCAUGCUGGAUUUUGCUGGCCAGUUAGCGUAUUAUGCCUGUCACCAAAUUUACGUAACACCAAAGUCCUUCUUCAUCCUUGUGCUGGACAUGACAAAGAAGUUUGAAGAUGUUGUUGAAAAAGAGAAAGACAAUCAAGAAGGAUCCAUCUUCUCUGCGUGGACUUACAAAG
Messenger RNA from Saccostrea cuccullata (small rock oyster), 3145 nucleotides. RefSeq lists its product as uncharacterized. Lineage: Eukaryota; Metazoa; Mollusca; Bivalvia; Ostreida; Ostreidae. The annotation marks the transcript as partial. The record is from RefSeq and is a predicted model, not a curated record. The transcript has 5 exons.